AUGAAUUCCAUUAAUCAAACAAGUGCCCUUAUGAAUAACGUCAUAUCACCUCCUUUGUACUCAACGAAAACCAAAGUUGGAUUCACCUUUGCGUACAUCACGAUCUUUGUAAUAUCGCUAUUCGGCAAUUCUGUGGGACUACAGGUUGUGAUGAGUGCCAAAACACCUUCGAGACGAAUCACUUAUCUGCUGAUCAAGAACUUGGCAGUUGCUGACUUAAUUCUAACCCUGACAGUGAUGCCCUACUCUGUGUGGUUCAUGUACUUCGAUCCUAACCGCUGGUUCGGUGGAACAAUGGGAACUAUCACGUGUAAACUGUUUUUCUAUGCCAUACUUGUCUCCAUCGCCGCUUCUGUGAUAACAUUGACUAUUAUCUCCAUCGAUCGCUUCUUUGCUAUCUAUUACCCUCUAAAACUAACUCUCUUCCAUAAACAUAAGACGAUCACAAUGAUAAUAUGGUUCGUCUCAUUACUCGCUGUUUCGCCUUACUUAUUGUUGCUCCAAGUCGAGAAAUUCCGCGACCAUUAUGUUUGCCUCCUCGUAUGGCCAUGGUCCAAGAACAGCAUAGAAACAUAUCAUGUCAUGAGAGCUUUUCACAUUUUCGGCUUUAUUGCCUUUUAUGCACUUCCACUGUUAAUAACAGCUGUGUUAAACUGCCUCGUUGCUCGUAGAGUCUGGUUUCACAAGUCUCCAGGGAAUGCUUCCAGUAACAGAGCCUCGACAGCCUCGAGGCGAAAAGUCAUCAGAAUGUUAGCUAUCAUCGUGGUCGGAUUCGCCUUAUGCUGGCUACCUACAUACAUAAAUCACUACUUCAUGUUUUUUCAGCCAGCUGUUUGGGAAAAAAUUCCUAUCGCGGUUUGGACUUUCAAUUUUUGGCUGUCGUACGCAAAUAGUGCAAUAAACCCUCUCUUUUACAUCGGUUUAUACAGGCGUUUUCGCAAAGCAUUUCUGGAUGCUUUGACUGUGCUAUUUGCGUUUCCUUGUCAAGUAGUAAGUCAUUGCAUGUCCUAUUUUACAGAGGAACCAUCAGCCGCCAUGCCUUCCCCAAGAAACGAAGCACCUAGACAGCAA
Molecule: messenger RNA, 1071 nt
Organism: Porites lobata
Lineage: Eukaryota; Metazoa; Cnidaria; Anthozoa; Scleractinia; Poritidae
Source: the annotation of a GenBank genome assembly